Erinaceus europaeus (western European hedgehog) is the source of this 3410-nucleotide messenger RNA. RefSeq names its product SEC22 homolog B, vesicle trafficking protein (gene SEC22B). Gene Ontology annotation, cellular component: SNARE complex; endoplasmic reticulum-Golgi intermediate compartment; ER to Golgi transport vesicle membrane. NCBI's taxonomy places the organism in Eukaryota, Metazoa, Chordata, Mammalia, Eulipotyphla, Erinaceidae. Gene Ontology annotation, molecular function: SNAP receptor activity. Gene Ontology annotation, biological process: endoplasmic reticulum to Golgi vesicle-mediated transport; retrograde vesicle-mediated transport, Golgi to endoplasmic reticulum; vesicle fusion with Golgi apparatus. The record is from RefSeq and is a predicted model, not a curated record. The transcript is spliced from 5 exons. The coding region runs from base 154 to 801 and encodes 215 amino acids.
GGGCUUGUUUCCGGCCACCUCAGCGGGAAGCGGAGACGCCAGCCCAGUAUCUUCGGAGUCAAAGCAGAAGGCAUAACUGUAGUCGCCGCUUAAAAAAAAUCUAGACGCGUCUGGCUUUGCGGGCCAGUGUUGGGUCCCCCGUAGCCUGUGACGAUGGUGUUGCUCACGAUGAUCGCCCGAGUGGCGGAUGGGCUCCCGCUCGCCGCCUCGAUGCAGGAGGACGAGCAGUCUGGCCGGGACCUUCAACAAUACCAGAGUCAGGCUAAGCAACUCUUUCGAAAGUUGAAUGAACAGUCUCCUACCAGAUGUACCUUGGAAGCUGGCUCCAUGACUUUUCACUACAUUAUUGAACAAGGUGUGUGCUACUUGGUUUUGUGUGAAGCUGCCUUCCCAAAGAAGUUGGCUUUUGCCUACCUAGAAGACUUGCACUCAGAGUUCGAUGAACAGCAUGGGAAGAAGGUUCCCACUGUGUCCAGACCCUAUUCCUUUAUUGAGUUUGAUACCUACAUUCAGAAAACCAAGAAACUCUACAUUGAUAGUCGUGCUCGGAGAAACCUAGGCUCCAUCAAUACUGAAUUGCAAGAUGUGCAGAGGAUCAUGGUGGCCAACAUUGAAGAAGUGUUACAACGUGGAGAAGCACUCUCAGCAUUGGAUUCAAAGGCUAACAAUCUGUCCAGUCUGUCCAAGAAAUACCGCCAGGAUGCGAAGUACUUGAACAUGCGUUCUACUUACGCUAAACUUGCAGCAGUAGCUGUAUUUUUCAUCAUGUUAAUAGUGUAUGUUCGAUUCUGGUGGCUGUGAAGUAGUGAAUCCAGUCACUGACAAGGAAGAAUCUAGAACCUGGUGGGUGUAUGUUUUCAGGAAGCUGGGCUCACAGAGAAGUGUAUUAGAAUCUAAGUGGAGCGUCUGCCUCUAAAGACCUUGCAAGAAAAUGAUAUCCUGAAAAUGAAAGGCCACACCUCAUUUAAUGAGCUUAACUCUCUGGAGAAAGUCUCUUUUGGGGGUAGAGCCUUUCUCUGGGUAAGCCAUACAUAUUAGGGAACAGUAGAUUGUUUUGAUUUUUCUCCCCUCCCCCCCAACCCACCAGUGCUUUGCAUUUUAAAGCAUUGACUGGGACAUUUUCGUUUUCUAAUGGAGCCAUCACUGAGAUUUGGCUUAAACAGUCUAUACUGGCAACAUUCUGAAAUUUCUCCAGAGAAGGCACCCGUUUGAAGAAGUUUUUUUGAUCCUAUCAUAUCUAAUCAACAUUCCUUUUGUUGGUAACAUUUAUGGUUUCAGUAACCUGAGUUUCUGAUGGCCUUUGAAACAAGACUCCAGUAUGUGAAGGUUAAUGGCUGUGCUGCAAACAUCUUGUCUAUUGGCCCCUGUAGGAAGAUAACUUUUAUUGUUUUCCUUUCAUGAUAUUUUGCUUAUUGCACACUUGCUUUAGGGUUAAAUGAAUUAUAUUCAGAUGCCUUGGAAUUAUAUUAUAGCACUCCUUGAUUAAGAAACUAAACUGUUUUAUUUGCUCCUUUAAAAAGCUGAAUAAGUUUGAGAUGGUCUUUAUUUUUCAACACCUGGUUUAUAUUAAUAUAUACAAGUGAGUAUAGCAAUCGAAUAGCUAAAAAACAAAAACAAAAAAACCCCUUGACUUUGGCUGAAGAAAGGCCCUGAUCAUAAUGACACCUUUGUUCUGCCCCUUCCUCAUUUCCUUCACUAUACUUCCCCCCACUCUCUCCUCCCACUAACAUUUAAACAUUUUAUCUAUGCCCAGUAGUUUUAUAUCCCCGAAGCAUCUUCUCAGGAUUAUUCUCAAAUUUCAGCAUAGAAAAUGUUCAGCAGUAUAUUUAAUUAAGUUUAAAAUUUUGCUGAACAGUUACUGGAACUAUUACAUACAUUUGAGAUGGUCUCAAAGCACCUCAUACUUGCUUCAGUUUGUAUAACAUUCUCUGAGAAUGUUCUUGCAGUAGGUAGCUCACAGUGGUUUCUGUCAGCAAAUAAGAAUGCUGAUGAUUUUUCCCAUUUUUGCUCAGGGAUGAUGGGAAUUUCCUUUUACCUUCUGAGUUGUAAUUUUUUUUAAAUGGGGAGACUAGGCCUUUUAAUUACAGUCAGAAGGGUCUAAACUAUAACCUGUAACUCCUAUACAAACUGCAAAUGUCUCUUUAAACUGUACAGAAUAAUGAGCCAGUCUUUUUCCACAUCUUUGAAAAGAACUUUAAUCAAUUAGAAAUUUCCUCACUCUAAGGGCUCCUCAAGGUGACUGUCUGAUUCUUGAUGGGGUGGGGGUGGGGGGUUCUGUUUCCUUAUUAAGUUGGCAAGGGGAUAGGCUCAUUUCUGAUAAUUUAUAAAAAUUAGAAUAAAAUUUUUGCUUUCCAUUUUGACUGUUAUUUUGCAAAUUGAAGUUUUAUGCAUGAAAUACAGAUUUACCUUUUUUAGAUGAUAAGUGCUUUUUAAAUUCCCACAAGACUCUAAGUAGUGAUGUUGGAAUAAAAGCCUUUAAAGGCUGAAAACCUGAGUAGUCGUACCAUACCAUUUGAUGCUUCCAUUGGAGUAGAGAGUAGCAGUUCCUGCUGAGAGUUGCAUGCUGCAACCAAAUGGCCAGCAAUGAAAUAAAUACUUCUAGAAUGUUCCCUUCAGUGUGCAUUUUUAUUAGUAGUUAAUUUAAUGUACAUAUCUCCUUUCUAGGUACAUUUCUACCUGAACUCAGUUAACUAAAAGUUGGGGUGGGGGAGAAUAGAGAAAACAACAUGUUCAAGAUUACAUAAAGUUUAAGAUUACAGUGGUAGAAAUGAGAGAACAAGACUGUCAAAAUACCACUUUCAUUGCAGAAAGUGAGGUUAGCUGACAAUAUAAAAUGUGCCCAAACCAAGCAGGCAUCUAAAAUAGAAUGUGAUAAAUACCAGAAAGGGCUACUGGGGACACAUUAAGAAAGAACACUUAAUUCACUUUGAGAGGAAGUGUAGUAGGAAGAGGAAAAUGGAGAAUACAUUUAGACAGUGUCACGUGUAGUCACACAUUAAAGGAGUAAGACAUACUUUGGGCAUUGUAAUUAGCUUGGUUCUACUUAACUCAUAGGAUAAAUGUAAGCAACUAAGACAUGAAGAAGAGUCAACGGGUACAGUCACAAACAGACUUGUCUACCAUGUUAUGGAAUUUAUGGCAGCAGAUGUAUAAAUUCAAAUUAGCCUUCUGAUCAUAAUGAGAAAGAUAUGAAUGAUAUUCUUGGGAGUUGGAAGGUGAAAAUAAGGAGCCACUAAAACUAGAAUGAAACAUGGAAAGUGGUUUCAAGAGAUAUUUCAGAGAGUUGUUCCAGCUACCAAAUAAUAACUGGUGUUUACACAAUGUUUUGUUUGUUAAGCACUUGUUCUCACUUUGAUAUAUAAAUUAAGUACUGUUCACACCCUGCGAAAGAAUAAACCUUACAAAAGAUA